AUGACGGGCCGUCCCCUACCACCUGUCCCCGCUUCCCCGCCGUCAAGCCCCGACGAACAAGACAGCAGCGCUCCACAACCAACCAUGGCAGCGGUGGCGGCGCCUGUGCCGGUCGCUGGUCCGACCGACGAGCGUGUCGCCACUCCGCCUCCCCCCUCCUUUGAUCCACCUCCUCCGCCCCUGCCCCCACUUCUCCUUCGGAGACCUUCCUGUGAGGUCCUCCAGCCUCCUGUCACUCAAACCCAACCCGCCCCUGAAGCUCCGCCUCUUGUCGCUCAAACCCGAUGUACUGCGCCCGAUGUCCCGUCCCCACCCCAGCAGCAGCAGCAGCAGCAGCACCAGGCCUCGCCUCCCCCUAUAUUUGCCCCGGCUCACAUCUCGGCCCUCACCGUCACCGUCGUCGCAGCCAGCGUCUUCUGCCUAGCCUUGCAAAUUGUGGCACUCUGGCGACGUAGCAGUUAG
This is a messenger RNA of Dermacentor albipictus, 462 nucleotides long. RefSeq lists its product as uncharacterized. The record is from RefSeq and is a predicted model, not a curated record. Lineage: Eukaryota; Metazoa; Arthropoda; Arachnida; Ixodida; Ixodidae.